AUGAGCCAGUCUAUCAGCCUUGCCGGGGAAUCGGUGAUCACUUCCAUCCUGUCCACAACGGCCCCUCUCUCGACAACCGCGCCGACGACGUCGGUCUCGGUUUGGACCGUGGCGGAUGGCGACACCGGUGAGGAGAUUGCCUCCGAAGUGGGCGUGCCCUUCGUGGUCAUCUCCCAGGCGAAUCCGACAGCGGUCUGGACGGCACUGUCGAUCGGACAAGUGCUCGACAUACCGCCCUCUCCGACAGGGGUUCCCACCGUCACCGGCAGCGUGGCGGGAGGGCUACUCGACCUGGACGCCGGAUCGACCAGUCCUCAAACCACGUAUGUGACUUAUAGUGGAGACGGAUCUUCCCAGGACGGCUGGCCCGCCGUUGAUCGGUGGCUGGCCUUCAGGGCGGCGUUCGAGAACGUGAGACCGCAUUUGGGUCAAGACUGUGUGGGCGGUGUGGCCGGAAACACUGAGGAUGAGACCGACCAGGUAGGCCAGGCCAUCCUGUCGGUCGCACAGGUCGCCCAGGUUGACCCCCGCUUCAUACUCGCUGUCGUCAUGCAGGAGUCGACGGGAUGUGUCCGCGUGCCGACGACGAGCAGUGUCCACCCCAACCCGGGCCUGAUGCAAAGUGACCAAGGGUCAGGGUCGUGCAAUGCCAACGGGACGGUCAGUCAACCAUGCCCUUCGGACCGAAUUCGACAAAUGAUCUAUGACGGCACGGCGGGCCGGGUGGGCUCCGUCAGCCUCGUGAGUACCCUAAAUCAAGCCAGUGGCAUGGGUUCCCAGGAGCUCGCGCAGGUCUACUACCGGUCCGCCCGACUGUACAACUCCGGACCCGCCAGCUUGGACACGACCUUGGCAUUGGAUUCGGGCGGCUCGACGAGUUCAUACGCCAGUGACGUCGCGAAUCGCCUGUUGGGGUGGAUAUCGGGGCACAGAACUUAG
Messenger RNA from Exophiala aquamarina CBS 119918, 939 nucleotides. RefSeq lists its product as uncharacterized. Bases 1 to 939 code for a protein of 312 amino acids. NCBI's taxonomy places the organism in Eukaryota, Fungi, Ascomycota, Eurotiomycetes, Chaetothyriales, Herpotrichiellaceae. The record is from RefSeq and is a predicted model, not a curated record. The transcript has a single exon.